Messenger RNA from Tachysurus vachellii, 1555 nucleotides. It is a transcript of the gene irx3b, whose product is annotated as iroquois homeobox 3b. Gene Ontology annotation, biological process: regulation of transcription by RNA polymerase II; neuron differentiation; cell development. The record is from RefSeq and is a predicted model, not a curated record. Gene Ontology annotation, cellular component: nucleus. The transcript is spliced from 2 exons. Bases 192 to 1283 code for a protein of 363 amino acids. Lineage: Eukaryota; Metazoa; Chordata; Actinopteri; Siluriformes; Bagridae. Gene Ontology annotation, molecular function: DNA-binding transcription factor activity, RNA polymerase II-specific; RNA polymerase II cis-regulatory region sequence-specific DNA binding.
ACACCAAGGGCUCGGAGCAAUCAGAGGCAAUCUGGGAGGACCUGACCUCAGUCCACCCGGAUCAAUAAGCGAGAGAGAGAGGUGCUCAUCGGCUGAACACUUUUCAUUGCGCGCGCUCUUUCACGUGGAUCAGCGGUGUCAGAGGGGACAGUGCGCUUGUGUUCAGGUGCUGGGACCUCAAUUGUAGCACCAUGGCUCUCCCGCAGCUCGGCUAUAAGUAUGUAAGAGCGCUGUAUCCAACUGAUCGGGCCGGAAUGCUGGCAAGCCGUGUGGGUGCCGAGCUCAGCCCGACCAGCAGCAUCUCCAACUCCCUGUCUAUGUACGGAUCUCCAUUCAGCGCAAGCCAGACAUACAGCGCCUUUCUUCCCUACUCCAGCGACGUCUCCGUUCUCAACCACCUGGCCAGUCCAUACGAGCUGAAAGAGAGUCCCGGGAUGCAGCACCCAGGGUUUCCCACUACACACCCAGCUUUCUUCCCGUAUAGCCAAUAUCAGUAUGGAGACGCGUCCCGACCCAAAAACGCCACCCGCGAGAGCACAAGUACUCUGAAGGCCUGGCUGAGCGAGCACAGGAAGAACCCAUAUCCCACCAAGGGCGAGAAGAUCAUGCUCGCCAUCAUCACCAAAAUGACCCUCACCCAAGUGUCCACCUGGUUCGCCAACGCGCGCAGGAGACUGAAGAAGGAGAACAAAAUGACCUGGGUACCAAAGACACAACCAGAUGAAGAGGGAAACGUUUACCAAAGCGACAACGAGGGUGAGGAGGAGGACAAGCGGGACGAGGACGACGAUGAGGAGAUAGAUCUGGAGAACAUCGACACGGAAAACAUCGAAAACAAGCAGGACUCGGACUGUCGGAACGAGCUCAGGUCGGAUUCAAAAAUGACGGAAACGGACAGGAGUGACUCAGACGCGUCCGAGGGGUUUGAGGAGAAAAGUUUUGUAAAAAGCAGCGGGAUGAAAGACAUAGACAGCUGCGCGGAGAGACAGAGGGACGAGGACAGGAAAAGCCCCACAGCAGAGCCUUUGAGGAAUCUAAACCCACCACAAAAGCCCAAAAUUUGGUCUUUGGCUGAAACAGCAACGACGCCAGAUCAUCCAAAAAGGUCUGCCGUAAUGAGCAGGACUGCUGUGCAGAGCUCUGCGGGAAACGUGCACAACUGGACAAAAAUGGCCUUUUCUGCUCAGCAGCUCGCAUUAACACACCAUUACUUUGGACUUAAACAGGCGAGCAACAACAUUCUGAUUAACAAGCACGCAGACGCCAGGACUCACACCUUAUAAGCCCCUACGUGAUAGACUAUAAUGGACAGUGAAAUAAAUAUUUUUCGUCGUGGUUUUUUUUUUUUUUUAUAUUUUACAUUCUUCGCAUGGAUAAAUGCAAUACUUCAUUUUCGCGUCAUAAAAACAGUAAUUUUGUUGGAGAAAAUAAGAGAAAGUGUCUAUUGAUUUUUUACCUAAAUGAGGCUUUGAAUUUGUAACAUAGCUACGGAUGUUGCCUAGCACUUCCCUUAAUAUGAGAGUAUAAUAGAGUAAAUGUUUAUAUUGCUAACUUA